UAGAAAUACCGAGAGGGAGGUCACUUUUUUCCCAAAUUCCAUGGACAUGCGCGUUCGCACUGUAUAACUUGAUUCUAUUCAAUUUUUUCCAAACCUCACUCUUGGGUGCGCAGAGAGAUAAGCUUUCAAAAAACAGUUUCAUUGAGGUGCUCGGUCCUAUAACAUGUGGAAAAUCAUGAGGGAAAAUUUGGAGGAUUUGACUAGCCCCAACUUGUGGAGAUCUGCUGCUGCAGAACUUCUGGGAACCAUGUUCCUGGUCUUUUUCGGGUGUGCAACCGCUACGGGGCAGCAAAAGCAAUCUGACAAUCCAGCAGACUACGUGCAAAUAGCCCUUACUUUUGGGCUGAUCGUGGGUACGAUGGUCUGGGGCAUCGCCCAUGUUAGCGGAGGUCAUAUUAACCCCGCGGUAACCUUAGCAGCCCUUGUUACAAGGCGUGUGAGUAUUGUCCGGGCCCUGAUGUAUAUUGUGUCACAGCUCAUUGGAGCCAUUAUGGGAGCAGCAAUUCUAUUCGGAAUAACGCCCACCAACGCCCGUGGCGGGCUAGGCGUUAACGCAAUGAACGGGGAGGUUACAGAAGCCCAAGGUUUCGGGGUGGAGGUGAUGAUCACGUUUGUAUUAGUGUUUACUGUCCUAGCAUCAAUCGAUGAGAAGCGAACUGACCUCCAUGGAUCCGCGCCUCUGACUAUUGGUCUGUCAGUCGUCGUUGGACAUUUGGUAGCCAUCGCCUAUACCGGAUGUAGUAUGAACCCCGCCAGAAGUUUUGGACCCGCUGUCAUUCAAAACGCCUGGGACGCCCAUUGGGUAUUUUGGAUUGGCCCUUUUGUCGGCAGUUUUGUCGCAGCUCUUCUAUAUGAAUAUAUUUUUUCUGCUGGUGCCACAUUUGGAAGAACUAAGCGCUGCUUAACCAGAAGCAGAGCGCGACCGGAAGCGGAAAAGGCCGAUGAACUGGAAAAAGUAGAAAUCGGUGAAAUCGAGGAAAAGAAGGAGCCGGAAUCCGAGGAAGAUCAGGUGAAGACUCAAAACGGACAAUAAAUUGUGACUGUUAAGUCGAUCGCAGUUGUGAUUAACAGUAUUUCUUCCCAUUUGUAUACAUAUAGUUCAGUAACUGUAACAGUUAUUUAACUUUAAAAACCCUGUGGUAAUUCAACACCAAACUGCGACGGAAAACGUCGAUUACGCCUUUAUGUAUAAUCUGGCUAGUUCACACUAUCACUGAAUACUGUAAUUCCCAUCAAGAUUAGCAUAAUAAGUAUCUAUAACUACGCAAUUACAGUUUGCACAUUGCUAUUUGAAUGUAAUGCCAUAAUUGCAAUUUUUAUUAGCUUCUUAUCGAGAAACAAGCGCCAGCUGAAUAACCCGGCUGAUAAGAUGUUUCCUGGCCAUCAUUAAAGUCUAGAGAUAUUUGGAGGUAUCAAUUUAACCACACAACAAGCAUUUGAUUGAAUACUUUCUAAAAAUAUAUAGCCCCUUUUUACUGUUUUUAUAUUCAAAUUACACUGACAGUUUAUGUAUGUUGUAAGCAAUUGUGCAACAAGUUUUGACGUGUCCCUAGUGACAUUUGUAAAUGAUGAGUGAGAUUGUAAAACAUGGAUGCACUUUAUGUUUUAGAUAAAUACAUAUGACAUCGUAACUCAAACAUUUAUUCGAAGUCGAUUUUAUAAAUCAUAUUCACGCAUGCGUUUAUCUUUAUGUUAAUGAAAUAAAUCAUUUGUAACACUUAAACAGAAAUACCGAAUGGUCGACGGGUGAUUUACUGACAUUUUCACGCCACAUCAAGAGUGAGAGAGCGUUAAGUAGCUUGAAAUAGCAUGUAUAAAAUACCAUUUUAUUAAAUCAUUUGACAUUAAUUGUAAACUGUUUAUCAACCACUGCAAUGUGUACAAUGUAUCAUUGAAUUGGGCUAAGAGAUGUGCACCAAUUUAGCUAGUAAAUGUUGUAGCAACAUAUUUCUCUAGCUUUAGUUCUUUAUAUUUGUGACCUUAUUUAUACGUACUUAUAUUUUAAUUUGUAGUAUAUUGAUAUCUUACCACUAUAUAUAGCAAUAUUGUAAAUAUAUUUACAGGAUAUUAAAUAAAUUAUGAAUAAUAUCGGA
Saccostrea cuccullata (small rock oyster) is the source of this 2093-nucleotide messenger RNA. Its product is annotated as aquaporin AQPAe.a-like. Gene Ontology annotation, cellular component: plasma membrane. NCBI's taxonomy places the organism in Eukaryota, Metazoa, Mollusca, Bivalvia, Ostreida, Ostreidae. The record is from RefSeq and is a predicted model, not a curated record. The coding region runs from base 164 to 1033 and encodes 289 amino acids. Gene Ontology annotation, molecular function: water channel activity. The transcript has 3 exons. Gene Ontology annotation, biological process: water transport; transmembrane transport.